AUAACGCAGUCGCCAUUUUGCCAACUUAGCUGUAUGCCGUGUUGUGGGACAAGAAGAUUCAGCUGAUAUUCACAAACACGCCCCCCCUUUUUUCCCUGCCUCCUUCCUUCUCACAAAUCACCUCUCCCCGCCUUCUUCCAUCACAAGCUCCUGCUGUAGGGCAGUGGAGCGCCCCUGGGUUUCUGUGUCAUUAUUUGUUGUCCUUGUUUCUCGGACUGUCCGUGACAACGGGGGUUGGGAUGGGGGAAAGCUGCUAAACUGGCAGAGCAAGAAGGGGAGUCUGAGGCAACACGUGACUCUGGGAGUAACGGAGGGAGGAUGAGCUGCAGGGAGCGCUGAGUGUCCAGCUGCCGAGACAAGUGCGAAGGGCUUCAUUCAGCCGGAGCUUGGGCUGUGUAAAAGGCGACACGGCGACCAUCCAUUGUGCGGCGCUGGAUUUCUCCUCCUUGGCUCUGUCUCAUGUUGUAUUGACAGCAUGUGAAGCGGCUGAUGCAUCACGGAGCGUGGUUUCCAUGUGUGCGGAUUGCUGGCUCAUCGGCGCGUCUGUAGAGUACCUGCGGCAGGGGAGCUUUUCAGAGUGGAGCUGGGCCUCAUCGUGGAUGUUUGCAGUUGCAGGCAGCAGGCCGAUCGGAGUUCCCAGUCACUGGCACGUAGCCACUCUUGUCAUGCGCUGCUUUCCAUGCUAGAGAGCGCUUGUCACCAACCCGAAUUCCCCCAGCACCACCUACAGUAUCUUAGCUACAAGCACCGGCGCAAUCCUUCUCCAGCUGCCGACCCAGCCAAAGCCCCGGGGUCACAUCCCAGAGUUACAGCAGAAGCAGGAGCGGCGCUGUCAGGUUGAGCGCUAAGGAGAGAGCGCAAAGUCAGAAAGAAAUGUGUUGGUGCCCGACUCUGAAAAAGAAUGCCUCUGGUUAAAAGAAACAUCGAUCCUCGGCACUUGUGCCAUACUGCCCUUCCCAGAGGAAUCAAGAAUGAACUGGAAUGUGUUACUAACAUUUCGCUGGCCAAUAUAAUUAGACAGUUAAGUAGUCUAAGUAAAUAUGCAGAAGAUGUAUUUGGGGAACUCUUUAAUGAGGCGCACAGUUUCUCCUUCCGAGUUAACUCUCUUCAAGAACGUGUAGACAGGUUAUCUGUUAGUGUAACACAGCUUGACCCAAAAGAGGAAGAACUGUCACUGCAGGACAUCACAAUGAGAAAAGCAUUUCGGAGUUCAACUAUUCAAGAUCAGCAAUUGUUUCACCGCAGGACAUUGCCAAUUCCUCUUCAUGAAACUUAUGAACUAUGUGAACAUCCUCCACCACUUAAUAUACUAUCUCCCUACAGAGAUGAUGGCAAAGAGGGCUUGAAGUUUUAUACCAAUCCAUCGUACUUCUUUGACUUAUGGAAAGAAAAGAUGUUGCAGGACACAGAAGACAAGCGGAAAGAAAAGAGAAAGCAAAAACAAAAGAAUAUCGAUCGUCCUCAAGAACCAGAAAAAGUGCCUCGGCUUCCACAUGACAGGCGUCGUGAAUGGCAAAAGUUGGCUCAGGGAUUGGAAUUGGCUGAGGAUGAUGUAGAUCUUCAUCUUAAUCAUAAGCAUAUAGAAAUCGCCAAUGGACCAGCUUCUCAUUUUGAUACAAGGCCCCAGGCAUAUGGUGAAAACAUCGAUGGGCCGUUUUCACUUGCAGCACUACCAUUUAGUCAGAUGAAUGAUCUUCUGAACAGAGUUGAAGACAGAGUGUUGGUUAGACCUCAUGAACCGCCACCACCUCCACCAGUGCAUGCCCCUGGGGAUGGAAAGGCAAUGCCUCAAAUUAUUAGUGCAACACCAGGAUUAAGUGAGAACAGACCACAAUCUCCUGCCAUGGGUAGAACACCAGGCUUCGCCAGCCCUUCACCACCACCACCUCCUCCUCCACUACCUCCACCACCUCCACCUCUUCCAUCUGCUCUUUCGGCUUCCUCAUUACGAUCAUCAAUAUCCUCUACUCCUCCCCCUCCAAUCCCACCACCACCUCCACCACCUACAACUGCCAUUCAGACUACUGUUGUUCCUCCUCCACCAACACCCCUACAAAUUGCUCCUGGUGUUCUCCACCCAGCUCCACCUCCUAUAGCACCUCCACUUGUACAACCAUCUCCAUCUGUUACACGAGUUGCUCAGAUCAGUGAAAAUGUUCCUGCUCCACAAAUCGAAGCGCCAGGUCUUCCUCCACCACCUCCUCCUCCACCUUUACCUCCUAUUGCAGUCCCACCUCUUUCUCAUCCUGCUGGUGUCCACCCUGUUGCUUCCAUUGUACCUGGUUCUCACGUUGCAUUACUGCCCCCAUCGCCACCAUCACAAGGCCCUGAACCUAAGAGGCACCCCUCAACACUCCCAGUCAUCAGUGAUGCUAGAAGUGUACUUCUGGAAGCAAUAAGAAAAGGAAUCCAGCUUCGCAAAGUAGAAGAACAGCGCGAACAGGAAGCAAAACACGAGCGCGUUGAAAAUGAUGUGGCCACUAUCCUCUCGCGUCGCAUUGCUGUGGAAUAUAGUGAUUCUGAAGACGAUUCUGAGUUUGAUGAGGUGGAAUGGCUAGAAUAGAGCAUAUUUGAUAUAGAUAUACACUACAAACUGGAAUGCAGAUGUAAACUGUGGUGCUUGUCCAUUGAAAAUGUUUGGUUAUUUCUAGUGUUUUGUAUCUCUAUUACUUUACACCACCAGACUAAAUCAUGUUUUUUGUACUUUUAGUUUACAGUAAAACUAGAAAUCUUGACAUUUUUCAGUGGCUUUUUACACUUCUUUGGAGGACACUCAUUUUCUUUCAAUAGACCACUAAGUAUUACAAUUGGCAGCUGUCAAGUUGUAGAAUAGGAAGGGUAUUAUUUUUUUAAUGUACUACUUGUGCACUUUGUGAAUUUUAAGUUAAUGAAGGAAACCAGAGAUUGAAAUUCCAAGGGCAGCUUGUAUCUAACUAAUCUAUUUAAUUUAAAAUGAAUUGUUUUUACAACCUUGUUGUCAAAUCCCACUGCUAUACAUUAGGGGCAGAUUUAUCAAAGGUCGUGUACUUUAACUAGGGAAUAGUACAAAAUUGAUUUGAAUUUAAAAAAACAAAUCAUUUACUGUCUCUUUAAAAAUUCGACUUCAACCAUUCGUCAUCUAAAACCUGCCAAAUUGCUGUUUUAGCCUAUUGGGGACCUCCUAGAACCUAUUUGGAGUCAAUAGGUGGACUUCAGGGGGUUUUUUGGGAAAAAAAUUGAAUGCAAUAUUACUCUGAAUCGUACUAUUCGAUCGAAAACUGACCUAUUCAGCCAAUAAAAAACUUUGAUUUAAUUUCAGUUGGUCUUUUUUGAAUUCGUAUUUCGAAGUUUUUCAAAUUCGUAAUUCGACCCUUGAUAAAUCUGGUCCCAGGUCAUUACACUGAGAAAAUUAUUUAAAUUGAUAGAAAUCAAAGAUAAAAGAAUUCUACUAUUUUUUUUUAUGGCCUUAUAUGAAUGCUACGUUUUUUUUUAUGUACAUGUUGUAUGGUACUAUUUUGCCUGUAUGCUAAAUGGAAAAAAAAACAAGAUCCAUGUGAAAUAUUAUUUUAAACAUUCUGUGUAACUUAUGUAACUGUUUAAGAACAGUUUGAUUUAAUAAAUUCAUCAUUUUAAAUGGA
Xenopus laevis (African clawed frog) is the source of this 3617-nucleotide messenger RNA. RefSeq names its product WASP family member 1 L homeolog (gene wasf1.L). Bases 902 to 2563 code for a protein of 553 amino acids. NCBI's taxonomy places the organism in Eukaryota, Metazoa, Chordata, Amphibia, Anura, Pipidae. The record is from RefSeq and is a predicted model, not a curated record. The transcript is spliced from 10 exons. Gene Ontology annotation, cellular component: focal adhesion; SCAR complex; synapse. Gene Ontology annotation, molecular function: Arp2/3 complex binding; protein kinase A regulatory subunit binding; actin binding. Gene Ontology annotation, biological process: actin cytoskeleton organization; positive regulation of Arp2/3 complex-mediated actin nucleation.